CCAGUCUGAGCGGCGAUGGCGGCGGCGGCGGCGGCGGCAGCAGCAGCGGGGGCUGCGGGCGGUCGGGGCUCCGGGCCGGGGCGGCGGCGCCAUCUUGUGCCCGGGGCCGGUGGGGAGGCCGGGGAGGGGGACCCGGGGGGCGCAGGGGACUACGGGAACGGCCUGGAGUCUGAGGAGCUGGAGCCUGGGGAGCUGCUGCCGGAGCCCGAGCCCGAAGAGGAGCCGCCCCGGCCCCGCGCCCCUCCGGGAGCUCCGGGUCCUGGGCCCGGUUCGGGAGCCCCCGGCAGUCAGGAGGAGGAGGAAGAGCCGGGACUGGUCGAGGCCGACCCCGGGGACGGCGCCAUUGAGGACCCGGAGCUAGAAGCGAUCAAAGCUCGAGUCAGGGAAAUGGAGGAAGAGGCUGAAAAGCUCAAGGAGCUACAAAACGAGGUAGAGAAGCAGAUGAAUAUGAGUCCACCCCCAGGCAAUGCUGGCCCAGUGAUCAUGUCUCUGGAGGAGAAGAUGGAGGCUGAUGCCCGAUCUAUCUAUGUCGGCAAUGUGGACUAUGGUGCAACAGCAGAAGAGCUGGAAGCUCACUUUCAUGGCUGUGGUUCAGUCAACCGAGUUACUAUUCUCUGCGACAAAUUUAGUGGCCAUCCCAAAGGGUUUGCAUAUAUAGAGUUCUCAGACAAAGAAUCUGUGAGGACUUCCCUGGCCUUGGAUGAGUCCCUGUUCAGAGGAAGACAAAUCAAGGUGAUUCCCAAACGAACCAACAGACCAGGCAUCAGCACUACAGACCGGGGUUUCCCGAGAGCCCGAUACCGAGCCCGGAGUACCAAUUACAACAGCUCCCGAUCUCGAUUCUACAGUGGUUUUAACAGCAGGCCCCGGGGUCGAAUCUACAGGGGCCGGGCUAGAGCGACAUCAUGGUAUUCCCCUUACUAAAAAAAGUGUGUAUUAGGAGGAGAGAGAGGAAAAAAGAGGAAAGAAGGAAAAAAAAAGAAUUAAAAAAAAAAAAAAAGAAAAACAGAAGAUGACCUUGAUGGAAAAAAAAAUAUUAAAAAAAAAAAAAAAGAUAUACUGUGGAAGGGGGGAGAAUCCCAUAACUAACUGUGAGGAGGGACCUGCUCUGGGGAGUAGGGGAGGCCCAGGGAGUGGGGCAGGGGCUACAUAGUCCCUGUGGGGAUUCGCCAUGGACACAUCUCUACUGUGCGAGCUGCUCCCUGUUUCCCUGCUCCCCUCCAUCCUCUCUGGGCCUGCUCAAGGGUAGGUGGGCACGGGUGGUAGGAGGGUUUUUUUUACCCAGGGCUCUGGAAGGACACCAAACUGUUCAGCUUGUUUCCUUCCCUCGUCUUCUCCCUGCCUUCUGCAGUCCCUGCCUGCCUGCUCCUGUCCUACCAGGUCUCCGCCCACCCUACCCUUCUUUUCCGGCUCCCUGCCCCUCCAGUGUGCCUGGUGAUCUAUUUUGUUUCCUUUUGUGUUUCUUUUUCUGUUUUGAGUGUCUUUCUUUGCAGGUUUCUGUAGCCGGAAGAUCUCGCUCCCAGCCGCUCCAGUGUAAAUUCCCCUUACCCUCGGGGAAAUGCACUACUUUGUUUUGGGGAGUUUGGGGGUGUUUUUGUUUUUCAGGUGUUUUUGUUUUGUUUUAUUAUUUUUUGUUUCUUUACUGCUUUGUUUUUGUUUUUUGUUUUUUGUUUCCCUUUUAUUUGGAGGGAAUGGGAGGAAGUGGGAACAGGGAGGUGGGAGGUGGCUUUUGUUUUUUUUUUUUUUUUAACUCAUUUCCAGGGGAUGGGAAUUU
This is a messenger RNA of Acomys russatus (golden spiny mouse), 1774 nucleotides long. RefSeq names its product poly(A) binding protein nuclear 1 (gene Pabpn1). Gene Ontology annotation, molecular function: RNA binding; protein heterodimerization activity; protein homodimerization activity. Gene Ontology annotation, biological process: negative regulation of intrinsic apoptotic signaling pathway; extrinsic apoptotic signaling pathway in absence of ligand; intrinsic apoptotic signaling pathway in response to DNA damage. Bases 16 to 924 code for a protein of 302 amino acids. Lineage: Eukaryota; Metazoa; Chordata; Mammalia; Rodentia; Muridae. The transcript has 7 exons. Gene Ontology annotation, cellular component: mitochondrial outer membrane. The record is from RefSeq and is a predicted model, not a curated record.